UUAUUUCCAUGACCUGAAAUCAACCCUAUCAGCUCAAACUGUCAAUGAGCAGUUGGCUUCUUCCUAAGUACAGACCAGAACUAGCCCUGUGGAAAACAAGCUGUUCCUGGGAAGCCCCAGCAACACAAUGCAGCUGCCUGUAUCCGUGACACCCACUGAGGAAACAAAUUCCACUACUGGCAGUGCAUCCCAAAGGAUGCUUCAGAGCCAGAGCUUCCACUGACCGCUUUGAACCCCAUAGCACACCACCAGAAUGAACUGUGCUGGCAAGCAAUGCUCCCAGUAUUUCCAGUUCCGCAAACUGGGCUAUAGUAAUGAUAGCUUCUGGAAUCUUAAUUAUGUGCUGGAAGAAGGACAAUCCCUCUCUCCAGAAGGAUUUCUGAAUGAAGGAACAACUCUCUUAACCAGAAACCAUGCUCUGUCACACAGGCUGCGGGGUGAGGGGGUCCAGGAAGGUGUUGCCAAUCCCAUCUGCAAACAACCUGGCUCCAGAGCUGCAAAUUAGUUCCUCUCUACCCUCAGCUCUCCCAAACAGUUAACUUCUGGCUGUGAGACCAUCCUAUCUCCCUGCCCGCUCAACAAUAGAUCCUGCUAAACAAAUGCCUCUUAAUUGACUUUGACUUUGAGCUUUUACAAAAAAACAAAAGAGAGGAAAACAUCGGGCCUUAUGAAAUAAUGACUAAUCCUGGAGCCAGAGAAAGGGGAAGGGUUAGAGCAUUGGUGUCAAACAGAGAUUCAAUCUUGGCUGAAAGAGCUCCAAGACACAUGGGCCAAAUCAUUCAUCCCUCCCCAAGUGCCCUCAUUUCCACACCUGCUGAUCUAAGCCAAACCCCUGCUAAAAUCCAAACAAUCAGGGCCGCUGGCAAAUGAAAACUGGAGCAUUGUCUUCCCCAUGAGGGCUCUGAAAGGGCCGCACUUAAUGAGGAUAGAUUGACAGAGAGGUGGCUCCUAGGCUAUAAAAGGCAUCCCACAGUCGGAGGCAGCUCAGUCUGGGGUGUGCUGCCUGUCUUCCUGCUCCAAGAAUGAUCACAGCCCACCACAGGCACCCCUUGAGGCUGGGUGGCCCAUGGCUGCUGGGCGUCCUGGUGUACCUGCUGCUCUGGGGGUCUCCAGGGGCCUGGGCGAGCUAUCUGAGGAGAUCCUCCAGCUGCACACCCAUCCCACCCCGCAUGGCCUUGUGCUACAACAUCGGCUACUCCGAGAUGAGGAUUCCCAACCUGCUGGAGCACGAGACCAUGCCAGAAGUGAUCCAGCAGUCCUCCAGCUGGCUGCCCUUGCUGGCCAGGGAGUGCCACCCAGACGCUAGGAUCUUCCUCUGCUCCCUCUUUGCACCAAUCUGUUUGGACAGGGUCAUCUACCCCUGCCGCAGCCUGUGCGAAGCCGUCAAGAGAAGCUGCGCUCCUGUCAUGGCUUGUUAUGGGUAUCCCUGGCCCGAAAUCCUCAACUGCAACAAGUUUCCUGCUGAUCACGAGCUGUGCAUCGCAGCAGUGUCCAUGGAUGAAAACUCCACCAGUAGGAGAAUACCCCGAGCCAGCUGCAAGGACUGUGAGCUUGAGGAAGCCAGCACUGCCAGGGAGAUCCUGGAAAACCUCUGUGCCAAUGAUUUUGCAGUGAAAAUACGAAUCCUGAGGAAGAACACCACAACUACCAUCUCAGACUUCGACCUGGACACCUCCAGGGUGGAGGUCCUGAAACAUGGUCCCCUCCUCAGAACUGAAGUCCCCGGCAGGCUCCAGCAGUGGCUGGACAUAGACGCAACCUGUGUCCACAACAUCAUGAGAGGCACGCACACAGGGGUCUUCGUUGUAAGCGGUGAAGUGCAGAGUGACAAAGUGGUGGUGAACAAGGCCUACGCCUGGCAGAAGAAGAACAGGAACCUGCACCAGGCAGUGCGGAGGUGGAAAUAUCACCGCUGCCCCGACCAGGCUGGCCGGAAGGUCUGAAAGGUCUGAAUUCCAGCAAUAAGAAACUGCUCCCUUCCCUAUGGCUAGAAA
Messenger RNA from Pezoporus flaviventris, 1994 nucleotides. RefSeq names its product secreted frizzled-related protein 5-like. Bases 1023 to 1943 code for a protein of 306 amino acids. Gene Ontology annotation, molecular function: Wnt-protein binding. The record is from RefSeq and is a predicted model, not a curated record. NCBI's taxonomy places the organism in Eukaryota, Metazoa, Chordata, Aves, Psittaciformes, Psittacidae. The transcript has 4 exons. Gene Ontology annotation, biological process: non-canonical Wnt signaling pathway; canonical Wnt signaling pathway; negative regulation of canonical Wnt signaling pathway.